Ipomoea triloba (trilobed morning glory) is the source of this 452-nucleotide messenger RNA. RefSeq names its product glucan endo-1,3-beta-glucosidase-like. The coding region runs from base 147 to 452 and encodes 101 amino acids. Lineage: Eukaryota; Viridiplantae; Streptophyta; Magnoliopsida; Solanales; Convolvulaceae. The record is from RefSeq and is a predicted model, not a curated record. The transcript is spliced from 3 exons.
GUUAAACCCAGAAAUCAUUCACUCACUUGUACUUUCCACCUCCACUUCAGAUCAAGAAAGAGAGGCAUUUAUAUAUAUUGCUGAAUCGAUCAGUUAAUUGUACACAUUUGAUCUCCCUGGCCUGCACUCUCAUCAUUAAUCAAUCAAUGGCUAAAACUGCCGCAGCUUUCUCCCUUCUCCUCUUGCUUCUGUCCUUCCUCUCAGGUGGGACCUUCGCACUAAAGAAUCAACAGAAAACAUGGUGUGUGGCUAAGCCUUCAUCAGAUGAGACAACCUUAAAGAACAACAUAAACUAUGCUUGCUCCAAUGUGGAUUGUAAGAUAUUGCAAAAGGGAUGCUCUUGCUUCUACCCUGACAACUUCAUCAACCAUGCUUCCAUAGCAAUGAACCUUUACUAUCAAGCCAAUGGAAGGAACNAAAAACAGAACUUCAAUUCCAAAGAUGAACGUUAG